CAUUCCAUGAGUGCAAUUAAUGGAGGCUGCGUGGAAUACAUCUGUGUAGCGAGUGCGGAGCUGUAGGCUGUUUCCCAUGGCUCGGUCUGUAGUUCUGGUGGACUGUCACUGUCACCUCACUGCCUCAGAGUUUGAUCACGACAUCGGCAGUGUCUUAGAAGACGCAAAGACAAUAGGACUUUGUGCCCUUGUUGCAGUUGCCGAACAUUCUGGGGAAUUUGAGAAAGUAAUAGAACUAUCUAGAAGGAAUGCGGGAUUAGUGUUUCCCUGCUUAGGAGUCCAUCCGGUACAGGGCUCUGCGACAGGACCUCAGCGCAGCGCAACUCUUCAGGAUGUAGAAGAUGCUUUGCCAAUGAUAGAGCAAUACAGGGAUGAGCUGGUGGCCAUUGGUGAGGUGGGACUGGAUUUCACCCCAAGGAUUGCUUGUACUGACGAUCAAAAGGAAGAGCAGCGGCAAGUGUUUAUCAGACAAAUAGAACUGGCAAAGAGGCUUAAUCUACCACUAAAUGUUCAUUCCCGUUCAGCUGGAAGACCCACCAUUAAUCUGCUGAGAGAUCAAGGUGCAGAGAAGGUGCUGCUACAUGCGUUUGAUGGAAAGCCCUCUGUUGCCAUGGAAGGGGUUAAAGCUGGUUUUUAUUUCUCCAUACCCCCUUCCAUCAUUAGAAGCGAGCAGAAGCAGAAACUGGUGAAGCAGCUUCCUUUGGAAAACAUGUGCUUGGAGACGGAUUCUCCUGCGCUUGGUCCUGAAAAGCAGGUGCGAAAUGAACCAAAAAAUAUUCUCCAUUCUGCGGAAUAUAUUGCCAGAGUUAAAGGAAUCUCCUUAGAAGAGGUGAUUGAGAUCACAACGAAGAAUGCACUCAAGGUGUUUCCCAGACUGUGCCAUGUUCUGCCCAAAUAAAGAAUAUUGCCCACAGCA
Xenopus laevis (African clawed frog) is the source of this 916-nucleotide messenger RNA. Its product is annotated as putative deoxyribonuclease tatdn3-B. NCBI's taxonomy places the organism in Eukaryota, Metazoa, Chordata, Amphibia, Anura, Pipidae. The transcript has 10 exons. Bases 77 to 898 code for a protein of 273 amino acids. The record is from RefSeq and is a predicted model, not a curated record.